Messenger RNA from Suillus paluster, 693 nucleotides. RefSeq lists its product as uncharacterized. The transcript has 5 exons. Lineage: Eukaryota; Fungi; Basidiomycota; Agaricomycetes; Boletales; Suillaceae. The annotation marks the transcript as partial. The record is from RefSeq and is a predicted model, not a curated record.
AGGAAACUGAACGCGUGGAAUGUGUUCGUGAGGCAAAAGCUAAAUGAAGCAAAUGAAGAACUCACAACAGGAGAGCGGUGGAAACUCCCUACAUUUAUAGCAGCCCAUCAAGCAGAGCUUAUGGGGGGAUAUUGUCAGCUUUCAGAAGCUGCCAAAAAUGACCUUCGACGUGACAUCAAUGUCUUUCACGAGUCACGUGUCAAGAUUGUGCAUUUGAAUCCUAAGGCACUGCAAAAGCAAGUCAACGCAAUAUUCCAUUCUAUGGAAAAAGAAGUAAGCACAGGUUGGACAAACAUCACUUCUUGCACUGGAGUGGAGGGCUUCUAUGUAGCUGUUUGUGGUCACAUUGAGCAUUUCCAUGAAGCAAAAAUAUUUUGCACACCUAAAGCGCAAUCAUUUGUUAAAGAGGUCCUGAACUUAGAUCCAAAAUGUUUCACAUUGAAAUUUGAGUCUUGGGCUAUCAGAGACUUUGGUGUGUGGUCAUACAAUCACCUUUCACCUAUGAAACUCAUUAGCAUGUGUCACAGGAGCAUCCAGAAGGGACUUAAUGAAAUUGUGCAGAAGCACAAGCUGUCGUGGAAGAAGAUCAAAAUGAAUUAUGACAACUACGAACAGAAGAUUGUGGAGACUUACAGGAUAGAGCUGGACGGCUGGACAUACAAAAUGUUGCAAAACCCAGGAAAGAUCGGUUGA